ACACAAAUAGUUAAAACAUCAUAAAGUAUCAUAGAAAUGAAGUCCAUUUUUGUGAUUCUCAUGAUCUUUGUUAUGUCUACAAAUCCAACUUCAGCAGCACCUUCUCCCUCUACCAACAAUUAUGUUUGUCCUAUUGACAUGAAUUAUGUGUUAACAGUUCCUUGGAACACCUCAACAUGCCUUAACUUCCAAGAAACCUUACAAUCCCAAAACAAAACACAAACAAACCUAUGUUGUCAAACUUUGUUGUCCCUUUUUGGAAUAGCACUAGCAAAAAAUCUAAAAAAAAACUCUCUUUUCCAACUCCCUAACCUAUCUACAUCCACUUCAUGCCUUCAAGAUUUUCAAACCAAGCUCACUUCCCUUUCACUUCACAGUGACAUUGUGUCUUCAUGCUUUGAACCACUUCAAUUUGUGAUCACUCCAAAUAUUUGUGCUAAUAUUCAAUCUAAGCAAGAUUGGUUCAACAAGGUUGGUCCUGCACCAUUGUUCAACACUUCUUGUAAACCAGACCUUAGUGUUUCUACCAAUUGUGAUGCAUGUGUUGAUCAAGGACUCAAGGUUCAAGAGAAGCUGAAUAAAAUUGAUGGUAAUAGUUCACAUUCUAAAGAUUGUUUUUACUUCACUAUACUUUAUAUUGCUGGUGUUGUGAAUGAGUUUGGACCUGAAAACAGUGGUGUUAUGUCAUGCAUUCUUGAAUUGCCCCUUAACUCUCAAAAGGGUUCUAGGAAAAAGAGCCAUCAUCAUACUCUUGUUUUUGGGUUAGUUGGUGCUUCAGUUGGAUUCAUUGUUAUCAUGUUUUCUUUGUUUGGCUUCUAUUUUUGGUGGGUAAAGAGAAACAAAAUUGAAAAUUUUAUAGACCAUGUUGAUCCAUGGGGAGAAAAAAGGUCAAACCCAAGAUUGAGACCAAACACAGGAUCAAUUUGGUUAAAAUUUGAUGACCUUGUGAAAGCCACAAACAAUUUUUCACCUCAAAACUUCAUUGGUAGAGGUGGAUUUGGGACUGUUUACAAGGGAAUUCUACAUGAUGACACAACAGUUGCUGUUAAAAGGAUUGAAGAAUCUGAUUUUCAAGGAGAUGAUGAAUUCUACAAUGAAGUGGAGAUUAUUAGCAACUUGAAGCACCGGAAUCUAGUGCCGCUAAAAGGGUGUUGUGUGGUCGAUGAUGAUGAGGAUCAUAAUCAUGAAUACAGAACAAGGUAUCUUGUUCAUGAAUAUAUGCCAAAUGGUAGCCUUAAAGACCAUCUUUUUCCACAUGAAAUGGAAAAGAAAUUGUUGACUUGGGUUCAAAGAAAAAGCAUAAUCUUGGAUGUGGCAAAUGGGUUGGUUUAUUUGCACUAUGGAGUUAAACCUGCAAUUUAUCACAGAGAUAUUAAAGCUACAAAUAUACUACUUGAUGAAGAUAUGAGGGCAAGAGUUGCAGAUUUUGGGCUAGCAAAACAAAGCAGUGAAAGUAAGUCUCAGCUGAAUACUAGAGUAGCUGGGACUUAUGGAUAUCUUGCACCAGAAUAUGCACUUUAUGGACAGUUAACUGAGAAGAGUGAUGUUUAUAGUUUUGGUGUAGUUGUUUUGGAGAUUAUGUGUGGAAGAAAAGCACUUGAGUUGUCUUCAUCAGGAACAACUAGUUUCUUGAUCACAGAUUGGGUUUGGUCUUUGAUGAAAUGUGGAAACAUAGGAGAAGCUUUGGAUGGUUGUAUGUUGGUGGAUAAUGGAAAAUCAUAUAAUAUAAUGGAGAGGUUUUUGGUGGUUGGAAUUUUGUGUUCUCAUUUAGUGGCUGAUUCAAGGCCAACAAUUUUGGAUGCUUUGAAGAUGUUAGAAGGGGACAUUGAAGUUCCACCAAUUCCAGAUAGGUUACUGAGUCUUGGAAACUACAUGUUUACUAAUGGUGAUUCAGCAGAAUACAAUCAAAACUAUUACUUCUUCCUCUCUUUGGAAUGUCUAACCCUUGAGCUGACCAUGAAUCCUAUUUUGGUUUUUUUUCUCCUAAUCUUUGUUAUGGUUACAGAUGCAACAAAUUCAACAAGACAUUCUAUAUGUCCCGUGUCUAUGAAUUUUGUCCACAAAGUUCCUUGGAAUUCCUCCACUUGUCUUAAUUUCAAACCUUUAGAAUCCAAAACCAAAACAAAAGAAACCAUUUGUUGUCAAACUCUAUUAUCUCUCUUUGGUAUACCACUUUCGGAAUAUCUAAAAAAAACCUCACUUUUCCAUUUUCAAAAUAUCACUACUUCAAUCUCUUGCCUUCAAGAUUUCCAAUCUAACCUAACUUCACUUUCACUCCCAGACAACCUAGUUUCUUCUUGCUUUGAUCCAUCUCAAUUUGUAACCACUCCUGACACUUGUGUUCAUAUUCAAACUGAGCAAGAUUUGGUUCACUCAGUUGAUCCAACGAAUUUAGCACUACUUAACACUCUUUGUGAACCCGAUUUAACAGAUCGUAAUCAUUGUCCUGCUUGUGUUACACAAGGGAUUAAGGUUCAACAGAUUCUGACUAAAAUUGAUGGUAAUAGUUCACAUUCUCAAGAUUGUUUUUUCUUCACUAUACUUUAUAUUGCUGGAAUUGUGAAUAAACUUGGUCCUGAGAGUAAUGGUAUUUCGGCUUGCAUUCUUAUUUUGUUUGCUAAUUUACAAGGGGAUUCUAAAAAGGAACACCAUCAUGCUCUUGUUAUAGGGUUGGUUGCAGCUUCAUUUGUGUUUGUGUCUUUUUUGUUAGGGUUAUUGUAUUUUUGGUAUAAAUGGUGGGUGAAAAGAACAAAUGUUGAUAAUUUACUGUCACAUAAUGCUGGUUCACAGGAACCUAGCUUUAGUUUAAGAGUUAGACCAAAAAGUGGGUUGAUUUGGUUUGAAUUUAAGGAUCUUGUGAAGGUUACUGACAAUUUUUCAGCCGAAAAUUUCGUUGGAAGAGGUGGGUUUAGUUUGGUUUACAAGGGGAUUUUACCCGAUGGGACGAUCAUUGCGGUUAAAAGGAUUGAAGAGUCUGAUUAUCUAGGAGAUGCUGAGUUUUACAGUGAGGUGGGGAUUGUUAGCAGUUUGAAGCACCGGAAUCUGGUGCCACUAAGAGGCUGUUGUGUGGUUGGUGAGGAUGAGAGUCCUGAGUACUCAGGAAAGUAUCUUGUUUAUGAUUAUAUGUCGAAUGGUAAUCUUAAAGACCAUCUUUUUCCAGACAUGGAAAACCAAAAUGUUAAGCAAUCACUGACUUGGUCUCAAAGAAAAAACAUAAUCUUGGAUGUGGCGAACGCGUUGAUUUAUUUGCACUUUGGAGUUAAACCUGCUGUUUACCACAGAGAUAUAAAACCUACCAAUAUACUACUUGAUGCAGGUAUGAGGGCAAGAGUUGCAGAUUUCGGUCUGGCCAAACAGGACAUUCAAAAUAAGCCUCAAAUAAAUACUAGAGUAGCCGGAACUCGUGGAUAUUUAGCUCCGGAAUAUGCACUUUAUGGUCAGUUAACUGAGAAGAGUGAUGUCUAUAGCUUUGGCGUCGUUGUUCUUGAGAUAAUGUGUGGAAGAAAAGCUCUUCAGUUGUCUUCGUCCGGAGAGCCUAAUUUCUUGAUCAUAGAUUGGGUUUGGUCGUUAAUGAAAUCUGGAAAAAUAGAGAAGGCUUUCGAUGUUUCUAUCUUAAUGGAUGGAAAUUCCAAUAGAAGCAUAAUGGAGAGAUUUUUGCUGGUUGGAAUUCUGUGUUCUCAUGCUGUGGCUGAUUCAAGGCCAACAAUUUUGGAUGCUUUGAAAAUGUUAGAAGGAGACAUUGAGGUUCCACCAAUUCCAGAUUGGCCAAUCACUCUAGGGAAACGCAUGUUUACCAAAGGUGAUUCAACUUAAUAGUGAAACCAUCUUGUCUUGUGUAUGAAGAAGCUUAACAUAUUUAUGUAUUUUUUUAUAAAUAAUGAAUUAUCUAUUUUAUUGUUAGAUUGAAAAUUACAACAUCAACAAGUCAACAAUAACAAUCUUUUCCUACUAGACAAUAUCUGUUAUAUGAAUCGGUCAAUGCCAUAAAGUUUUGUCGUGUAUCAGGUCUAAGAAAAUUUAACUCUAACUUUCUUUCAACAGUUUGAUUUGAUCUAUAGAUUUUCUGGUCUUGUGUAUAUCUCUUACUAUUUGACUAUCCUCUAUUGGCUGUACUCUCCUUACUAGUGUUAAUAUACAUGACCAAAGAUAUUUAUCAUCA
This is a messenger RNA of Cicer arietinum (chickpea), 4159 nucleotides long. The record is from RefSeq and is a predicted model, not a curated record. NCBI's taxonomy places the organism in Eukaryota, Viridiplantae, Streptophyta, Magnoliopsida, Fabales, Fabaceae.